CACAGCAGAAAAGGAACAAGAAGGAGACGACCAUGUCUACAGCGCAGAUAAUCUUUCGUCGUUUCGACAAUUCCUGAUGAUCGGCACGGUCUGCAUGGCCAUGUUCACAAACCAGCUCGGUCUCGGAAAUACUCUUGGCAUCGUCGGCGUCAUCGGCGAGACCUUUGGAUUGGAGAAUGAGGGUGAAGAAGCCUGGCUCGUCGCCGGAUACUCCCUGACCGUCGGUACAUUCAUCCUUCUGGCAGGCCGACUCGGUGACCUGUACGGCUACAAGCGGAUGUUCCUCAUCGGUAUGACCUGGUAUGCUAUCUGGAGUUUGGCGGCUGGAGUGAGCGUUUUCAACAAGUCGGCCAAGUCCGGCUACGUCCUCUUCAUCUUUGCGCGCGCCUUCCAAGGGAUUGGCCCAUCGAUGACCAUGCCUGCCGCGCUGGCUCUGCUUGGCACAGCGUACCGUCCUGGACAAACGAAGAACAUGGCAUUUGCAUUAUUCGGAGGAUGCGCACCCUUUGGUGCUGUGGCGGGCUUUCUGUUUGGUGGCCUUUUCGCGCUGGCCUGGUGGCCGUGGACCUACUACAGCCAAGCUAUCGCACUUGCCGCCCUGACCGCCUUCGCAACCUGGUCGAUUCCCGAUCAGCCUCUGGGUAAGGACGCGCAGGCCAUGUCGGCCACAGAGAAAGUUAAGAACCUUGAUCUCAUCGGCGGCACGAUCGGCAUUACUGCGCUGGUGCUCAUCAACUUCGCCUGGAACCAAGCAGUAGUCGCGGGCUGGGAACAACCUUACGUGUAUGCGACCCUCAUCGUGGGCUGCUUUCUGCUUGCUGUCUUCGCCUACUACGAAGCGAGAUUGUCGCCGAAUCCACUCCUCCCAUUUGCUGCCUUCAACAGCGACAUCGCGUUUGUUUUUGGCUGUACUGCCGCUGGAUGGGGAACAUUCGGUAUCUGGGUCUUUUACGCGGCACAAUUGGUGAUUUACGGUCGCGGCGUCACUCCGCUUCUCCUAUCCGCUUGGUACUCACCCGUCAUUCCGUCUGGCCUCAUUUCAGCUCUCGCCGUCGGCAAGCUUUUGGGCAGAAAGUUGUCCGCGGCAUGGGUCAUGGUCAUCGGGCAAGUCGCCUUCGUCGUGGGCUCCCUUCUUAUCGCUACCUACCCUGUCCAGGACACUUACUGGGGCCAUUUCUUCUUCUCCGUACUGAUCAUCACCGUUGGCAUGGACUCCUCUUUCCCUGCCGCGACCAUCAUCUUCAGCGAUGCCGUCGAGCCCAAGUAUCAGGGUAUGGCUGCGUCGGUUGUUUUGACCAUCGUCAACUACUCCAUCAGCCUGGCCCUCGGCUUCGCAGGUACUGUUGAGAUCGAGACAAAGGCUGGCGAUGCCAUGAGGGGCUACCGGAAUGCUCUCUGGUUCGCUGUGGGUCUGGCUGGGCUUGGGUUGGUGCUUUCGUUGAUCUUUGUGGUCAAGGACGAGCUAAGCAAGCGUCGUUCGAAGCAGGCUUGAGGCACAGUGCGAUGUGAUGGCGACUCAUCGGAAUUUGUCUGUCAGUUUUAGAUUGUAAUUGAAGCGGCU
This is a messenger RNA of Dissoconium aciculare CBS 342.82, 1561 nucleotides long. RefSeq names its product MFS general substrate transporter. Gene Ontology annotation, biological process: transmembrane transport. Gene Ontology annotation, molecular function: transmembrane transporter activity. Gene Ontology annotation, cellular component: membrane. The transcript is spliced from 3 exons. Lineage: Eukaryota; Fungi; Ascomycota; Dothideomycetes; Mycosphaerellales; Dissoconiaceae. Bases 77 to 1492 code for a protein of 471 amino acids. The record is from RefSeq and is a predicted model, not a curated record.